Sclerotinia trifoliorum is the source of this 2159-nucleotide messenger RNA. NCBI's taxonomy places the organism in Eukaryota, Fungi, Ascomycota, Leotiomycetes, Helotiales, Sclerotiniaceae. The record is from the annotation of a GenBank genome assembly.
UUCAUUUUUUUCUCAUCCUAAAGACGAUCUGUCUCUUCAUCAUUCAAUUUCCUUUAAACAUAUUCUUGAAUCCGAAUACUCUGUCUUUUUCUGUCGAUUACUUUAGUCAAUUACUCUUUGCAGGCCACGCAAGUUUUGUUGUAUCGUUCCGAGGUCACUUCUAGGACUCAUUAAGACACCCAUAUACCUAUUUAACCUCAAAAUAUCUUAUAUCCCAUCAAACUUACAAACCAAGAUGGGAUCCAUCGCCAAAAGAACAAUCGGCUCUACUCACCAGUGGUGGAAGGAAGCCAUCGUAUAUCAAAUUUAUCCAGCCUCUUAUCUUGACACCACCGGAUCAGGAGAUGGAGAUCUUAACGGGAUCGCCUCAAAAUUACCAUACAUCAAAUCUCUCGGUGUAGAUGUCGUAUGGCUCUCUCCUAUCUACAAAUCACCUAUGAACGACAUGGGCUAUGAUAUUUCGGAUUAUCGAGCUAUCAAUCCAAUGUUCGGUACAAUGGAAGACUGGGAACGUAAGUUUUUCUUUGAUUUCCACAACUUCGAUAGUAAGUACUAAUAAUCUUAGGUCUCUGCGAAAAAGCCCACGAAUUAGAUCUCAAACUAGUCAUGGACCUUGUCGUGAACCACACAAGUUCUGAACAUGCCUGGUUCAAGGAAUCCGUCGCUGGUGGUCCGAACGGUCCAAAACGAGAUUUUUACUACUGGGAACCACCGAAAAAUGGUAAAGAGCCCAAUAAUUGGGGAGCCAUGUUCGGUGGUUCAUCGUGGGAAAAAGAUCCAUCGCAUCAAACGGAUGAAUAUUAUCUGCACGUCUACGAUGUCAGUCAACCUGAUUUAAAUUGGACUAAUCCUGCCGUACGUAAUGAAGUCUGGGAUAUCAUGAGAUUUUGGCUUGAUAAGGGAUGUGAUGGAUUCCGUAUGGAUGUUAUCAAUUGCAUCUCAAAGGAACCCGGAUUUCCCGAUUUCGAAGUGACGGAUCCGCGUAAUGAAUUUCAAGUUGGGUUUCAUAGCAAUUUCAAUGGACCGCAUGUAAAGGAAUAUCUGGAAGAAAUGCAUCGCGAAGUACUUUGUCAUUAUCCAGAAGCCUUUACCGUUGGAGAAACCCCAGGAAUCAAAACGGCCAAGAGUGCAUUGGGAUUAGUACAAGGCGGGAAACCCCUUCAAAUGGUUUUUCACUUCGAACACGUGUACUUUGACAUCCAACCUGGAAAAAAACCUUUCUUUCCACGUCCCUCCUGGGAUCUUACAGAUCUGAAAAAAAUCCUCGGAGAUUGGAUGACAUUCAAUGCAGCAAAUGAUGGCUGGGACUCCCUGUAUCUCGAAAAUCACGAUCAGCCCCGCAUUCUAGGCCGUUGGGCAAAAGAUACUCCAGAAUGGAGAGUUCAGGCUGCUAAAAUGCUGGCGCUUUUUCAUGCUACUGGAAGAGGAACAUUAUUCGUAUACCAAGGACAGGAAAUUGGAACGGCUAAUAGUCGAUGGUGGAAAAAUGAAGAAUUUAGGGAUUUGGAAGAGAUUAAUUUCUUUGCAGCCGAGAAGAAACGUAGAGAGAAGGAAUCAAAUAGGAAAGAAGUAGACAUGUCUGAUAUCUCUCGUGGAAUCCAAGGAUAUGGAAGAGAUAAUUCUAGAAUGGGUAUGCAAUGGGAUGAUUCCCCCAAUGGUGGUUUCACAACUGGACAACCAUGGAUCAAAACAAAUGAAGAGUAUAAAGAGAUUAAUGUCAAGGCUCAAGAGGGUAUUAAGGGAAGUACACUAGAGUUCUGGAAACAGAUGAUUCAAAUUAGGAAAAAUAAUCCGGUGUUGUGUAAAGGCGGGUUUGAAAUGUUGGAUCAGGAGAAUGAGGAGGUUUAUGCCUAUUUGAGGAUUGGGGAGGGGAAGAAAUAUUUGGUUGUUUGUAAUUUUAAGGAGUGGGAUGUCACAUGGAAAGUUCCGGUUGUGAAGGGAGGAUUUUUGUUUGGGAGUUAUGAGGAUGAGGGGGUGAGUGAUGGUGGAGAGGAGGAGGAAAUGAAGUUGAGACCGUUUGAGGGGAGGAUUUAUGUUAGGGAUGUUUGAUGGGGAGAUAUUAGAUGAUUAUUGAGUCUCUGUAGGAGUUUAAUUAAUGGUUUUUUUUUGUUGUAUGCUCUCCCCUUUUAUCACGUCUAGCGUCGAUUCAUAUUUUCUCA